Messenger RNA from Paecilomyces variotii, 1863 nucleotides. RefSeq lists its product as hypothetical. Bases 245 to 1540 code for a protein of 431 amino acids. The transcript is spliced from 2 exons. The record is from RefSeq and is a predicted model, not a curated record. Lineage: Eukaryota; Fungi; Ascomycota; Eurotiomycetes; Eurotiales; Thermoascaceae.
AAGAGACUGCACGCUGAAACUUAUGCGGGCCUGAAACACACUCUUGCACCUAUUCCUUCGGUUUAAGAGUACUUCUGCGUAUCUAGCACUCUUCUGAAUUGUUGUUCAUGACCCUCAUACGGUUGAUCUAUCCUCUGACAGAUACUAUUUGAGACAAACACUCCGGAACUUCUCAAAUCUUCUUAUCCUAUUCUCGCUAGCACCACAAGAUCACAAGAAGCUCUGAAGGGUAGCCUUACCUGGCAUGCCAUCCAAAAUCCAGCUGGACAUCAACCUCCGCUUUCUCUAUCUCUGCCUACAAAACUCGGACUACAGAUCCAUCGACUUCCGUGCAGUCGGCGAACAGGCCGGCCUCAACGCACCAGCGGCUCGGAUGCGAUUUUCACGACUGAAGAAGCAGAUCGAACAAGGAAGUAUGAACGAAGAUUUCAAGGCUGCGUCACAGAAGAACGCUGCCUCUCGUGCGAAGAAACCCGAGGAGAAAGGAGAAGCCGACGAUAACCCUACUCUUGACAGCGGAGCAGAAUUUCCGGUGACGAAAGUGAGUACGAGACCAGGAAAUGACAAACUCAACUUGAAAGAUUCCUUUGAUUACGGGAUUCCUCCUGAGGCAGAUAAAGAUGCCAAAUACGAAAGCGAUGGCAGUCUGUACGAAGCUGAAUGCGCCGAUAUUGAGACGGAUGAGGAUAUCCCGCUCGCUAAGAGGACGAAGACGACACGAAAGCUUGAAAAACAGAAAAUAAAGGAACGGCCCGUGACCCAACAUGUGGCCCGCGAUGAGGACUGUCAGGAACGUGCUCGUACAUCUCUCAACCUCAGGGGGGGCCAGGGCGGAGUGAAGAUAGAACUCUUGAGUGAUGAUGAAGACCAAGCACCGAGGCACAAAAAGCAUGCCCUGAAAACUCCUGGUACUCAUUCUAUCUCCGAUGGCUCUAUGCAGGCCAUCUCGAAAGGGCAACAACAUACGUCGAAUGAAGGUGCGAACGGGUCGCUUGAAAUCGGGCGGCGAAACGAGAUGGUUAGGAGCACGUCUGCAACAAUGUCAAGGACACCUUAUAUUACACAGGCAGGCGUACCUCACCAUCGACAACACAGUGAUGGAUACACUGCCCAUCCUUUUUCUCGUCCGUUCCCGAGUAGUUUCCGCCUCCAGCGAACAAACAACGAACCCCGGGGCCCGGCCACCACCUAUAGUUUUGGCCCAGAAGCUAUUGAGAAUGACCGCAUCGAUCCAAUAAUAAGACCGCCGUUUUUUAGAAGCCGCCGUGCAACGCCAGGUAUCGGUCAUAGAGGACAGCGUCCCAUAUCACAGAGAGGCAUGGCAGACCAUGCAGAGACUAUGCAGGAAGUUCAGGCUCAAUCAGAGCCUGCGGAAAUCGGUCGCGAAGAGACAACUGCAGAUCAGACUGCUGCUGGAUGCAACACGUCUGAGACAGACCAAUUGGCAACUAGAGCUUCUACCGAAUCUCAGGAACCAAGUCAGAAAACCCGACCUCAGAUGCCGCAAACCGUCAUCGACCUUGAAGGUGAUCUGGAGUAAUAUCUAGCAACUUCUGGAUCUGUCUAUUGUGCUUACCCUGUGUCUUUCAUUUCAUUAAUAACCGGGUGUCUGAUGUGAACAUCAGUAUGUGUAGUAAAUGAUAGAGUCAUAGACGAUUCGAGAGUAACUCCAGUGACUCCGUUAACUCCGUUGGUUAAUUGAUAUGAUGCCCCUCCAUAGUAAUGUAUAGCACACGAUGGAAAGGUCACCGGGUUGAACUAGCGUCAGAUAUACACCGGCUUCACCGAUAACCUUCUGACAUAUAAGGCUGUGAAUUAGCGAUAGGCUAUGACGACGUAGGACAAAUUUGACAGCAGUUUAGU